Exophiala spinifera is the source of this 3321-nucleotide messenger RNA. RefSeq lists its product as uncharacterized. The transcript has 2 exons. Bases 1 to 3321 code for a protein of 1106 amino acids. NCBI's taxonomy places the organism in Eukaryota, Fungi, Ascomycota, Eurotiomycetes, Chaetothyriales, Herpotrichiellaceae. The record is from RefSeq and is a predicted model, not a curated record.
AUGAUCGAACCUGUCACGGCGCUGGGCCUCGUCUGCAAUAUUUUCCAGCUUAUUGAACAAGGCAUUGAAGCAGCCGUUGCGUGCAAAGCAAUCUAUGAGCGAGGCUCUUUGGAUACAAACAAUGAGGUUGAAAGAUAUGCCCAGAGCAUUUCUGUGGCGAAUAAAGACUUGCAGACAAUUUUGAAAGCGCAGGAAGGCACUAGGGCCAUUCGUGCAAGAAGGCUUCAAAGCAUUGCCAACGAGGCCUUCUCAACAGCAGAAGAUCUAAAAAAGAUCUUGAACAACUUGAAACUGUCGAAAAGCCAGUGGAAGGGCGCUUUCAAGACAUCUUUGAAAUCACUCGUCAAUAAAGGCACUAUUGAUCGGCUACGCGCGAAGUUGGAACAGCAAGAUGCCGCAUUACGUUCGGCACUUUUAAAAGAACAGUAUAUUAAAGCUUUGGAAGAUGAUCGUGUCCGACAAAAGCGAUUUGAGACGCUCUCGGAGGGCCACAAAGACAUUAUUGCACGUGUUUUGCAGCGUUUGUCGCAAGCUUCUGAUGCUUCACUGGCGGCAACCAGGGCUUCAGAAGCUGCCAUAACUUCCCAUCUCAACCAACAGAAUGUCCGGCUUGAUAAGAGUGAAGCCACCAUAAUGGGUCGAUUCAAUGCCCAGGAGGCUCUCAUGGAGUCUCAGCGGACAAAGACUAUUGCUCUUCAUGACGAAGUGCGAGAGUCCUCCAGGUCACAUCUGCUUGAUUCGCUGGCUUUUGCUGAAAUGAGCGAACGUCGAAAUAUGAUUGAAAAGCGUGUUCGGGACUUUGGAGAGACUUUUGUAUGGGUCCUCAGGGGUCCAGACCGCAUAAAACAUUCACCUGAUGACGUUUGCCCGCAAUCGGACUUUGUGAAAUGGCUGUCCAGUGGCAGUGAAAUCUUCUGGAUUUCAGGAAAGCCUGGGUCUGGAAAGAGUCAGUUGAUGGACUUCAUAUACCAGAACCUCAAACCAGGAAAUUCAUGCUUUACAUCUUUAGAAGCAUGGGCGGCUCCUAACCGUGUUCACGUUCUAGACUUCUGGUUUUUCAAGCCGGCAACAAGUGUGCUGCUGAAGACAAUGCAAGGCUUCUGGAGGUCGUUGUGCUUUCAAAUUCUCUCCAAGGAUAAAAGCCUCAUACAGAAGGCCAUCCACGAUGGGAAAAUUGCUGACCGGGGUUCCCUCACGUUUCGACCCUGGACCGACAAGGAAUUGGCGUCCUGGUUCACUUACCUGCUCUCUGCCACCGAGCAUCAUUACCUUCUCCUGUUAGACGGCCUUGAUGAAAGCGCAGACGAUCACGAGGACCUCAUUCGAACCAUUGAGUCUCUCGUUCGCGAAUCAAAGAAUAUCAAGAUCUGCUGCUCCAGCCGGCCUGAGUUCCUUUUUGCCCAAAGCUUUGAGCGUUACCCGAUGCUAAGGUUACAAGAUCUAAACUUUGCUGACAUUGAAUCAUACUGCAGCAGACGACUUGACAAGACUCGCGCUGCAGUCCACGCUUCCAAUAUUGCCAGACGAGCAGAGGGAGUUUUCUUGUGGGCGUACUUGGUCGCAGAAGACUUAAGACGAGGUUCCCUUCAGGGCGAUAGCGACAAAGAUCUCGAGCAACGUCUGAGCGAGAGUCCAACUGAAAUGAAUGAAUUAUUCGAGUUCAUCCUCAAACGCCAGGACAGGUUCUAUCUCAAAUACCCCAAACCUUACCUCCUGUUGCUAGAUGCUGCGGUGCAUAUAGGUGCAUAUCCCAGCUUACUUCAGUUACUACUAGCAGCAAGAGACCUUGACGUGAUCAGCGCUCAAGUUGCGAAUGGACCGGACUCCGAAUUUCUAGCAGACUUGAAUGAGUCGGCCCGAAAUCUAGAAAUUAAUAUCGUCGCAAGUUGUGCAGGACUUGUCGAAACCGAACGAGACCGCGACCCGAUGGAGGCUCCCUAUAUCUGUUUAGUCGAGGCAAGCUGUGUAGGGCUAAGAUUUAUCCAUCGAUGUGUACAAGAUUUCCUACUUGAGAGCGAAAGUGGUGCGCACUUUCUGCGGUCUUGUGGAGUACCCAAAAAGGAUGCUCUGAAGCGACUAAUGACGGCUUCUGCCCUUUGUUUUGUCAUGAGUAAGGCAUCGGUCUUCUCUCACGAUGCUUUGGACUAUGCUGAGCACACAACCCCCGAAUCAUGGACGUCGGUACAGACAUAUGUUCUCGAUACUUUGUUCUCGGCCAUGUACUCAUGUAUCCCAGAAGGACGGGAAAUGCCCGACGACUCAGUAAAUAUCGAGUGCCCACAACUCUCCGGCCUGGAGAAUUUGGCGUUCGGUCAUUCCGCAACUCGCAAAUUAGUUCCUUACCUUGGGGAAAAGCUGGCUGGACUUGAUCCGGAGGGUGCAACUUUUGCGACAGGCCUCAUCGUCGCCUUGAUUCUUCGCCACUCGGACCAGUUGCAUGAACCCCUGGCAAAGAUACUGCAACAGUACAUCUCCUGGACGCGACCCAUUUCACUGAGUUUUUACGCGGCUUUUCGACUGAUCGUGAUUGCUGUUUCUCGACCGCUGUGGCAACACUACUAUCUGUGCAGUUCCAUCAAAUUUCUGCACCACCUAGAUACCGCCAAGUCCUCUCCCACUUUUCUCGAUCUGAAACUAAGGUCUAUGGUCCUGGGCAGCAGCGAUGGGUCAUUUCCCAUUGUAAUGGCGUUUCUCAUAGCUGCCCCAUAUUGGGAAUUCAUCCCUGACCCCGAAGAUGUUCGAUCCGAUGGAGCUUUAAUUUGUCAUGAGGUAUUCAAGACCCAGUUGCUUGUGCCUGAGUAUGAAAAGCUAGACUCGCAGACGGUCAACAGACCGACGGUCAACUUCGAGCAAUACUCACCUGGUGGACUUGCUCGCUUUCUCCGGAUUGAACCAGAAAUGAAGAAAUCGCUGCGGCGUGAAUUCGACAAGGGACACUUCCUUGAGACCAAUGAACCUGAAUACCUUGAAUAUACGAUGAAUAUCCUCAACGACAAUCUCAGUGUCUUGUCUCCAACGGAAAUCGCAGAUAUAGUAUGUUGUGGCAGAACAAAAUUGUUCUCCAGUGGCCGAUUCAGUUGUGCUAGCUGGGACGAAGUGGAAAUGUGGUUGAGCCGCUUGGGCAGUGGAGAUUUCGGUGAAGAUUUCAGAUCUGAUGAAGAUCCUGUCCUACUAGAAAUCCUGAAACGCCUGUCAGAGGAGCCACUACCUGGAACUCCGACGCCUGCUCGUGUCGAAGAGAUUGAGUACGAUUCCGGGUUGAGUACAGAGAUGGCCAGUGUGAAUCAAAACGAGACUGUAGGGCUUGGAGAGAGCGCUUGA